UUGUUUCCUAUCACACCAUCAAGCCCAUCACACCAUCAACCGAUUGGGACAUCCUUCGGAUCUUUUGGAAUCAGCCAUCGUCAAUCCCUACUCCAUCUCCUUCUUUGCUUCAGCUUGAUUGCUUACUGCAUUCCAACUCCCCCCCUUUCCGCCUUCCUUCAUCUCCGUACCGCAACCCCCUCCCUUCCUAUUUCCUUCCUUUUCUUCUCACUCCUUGAACCCAAGGUUACAAGCAUACAGGCGUAUCUACCACGUAUUCCCCCCCGUUCUUCUUUCACACUACAUAUCCAAUCGAGCCCUUGAAGGAAAGUAAAGAAAGAAAGCGGAAAGGACUCUUCUCUUUCGCUUCUUUUCACCCUCACCCCUCGCACCUGGUUACAACAGCCCUGUCCUUUGAGAUAUCUACCCAACCAUGGCACACAGCACUACCAACGAGGACGACUCUAUCCUCUCCUUUCUCACCACCGACUUUCUCGAAUCCCAGACCACCAAUGCUUCGGCCUUCGACUCGACCCAAUUCUUCGACUCGCUGACUGCAGACGACAGCGCUGUCAAGUAUCAGGAUCUGCUCCACCCCCCCUCGCCCCCAACCUCAGUCGGUACCUUCUCAGAGUCCUCAGGCUCGCCCCAGCACAGCAAUAUGGACUCCUGCGACGAAGGAUCCGGAUCCGACGUGUCCCCGGAUAAUCCUCUAGACUACUGGCAGUAUGUCUACUCAGAUCUCACACAGCCGGCCUCAACCCUCCCUAUCCUGAUUCAACCCGCACAGCAGCAACAACAGCAGCAGCCCGGGGCGUGGCCCAUCUUUUCUGAUAUCGAUGCAUCCCUACUCCAAUCGUCUGUCGCUCCCGCGUUCCCACAUGCAGCGCUUGUCAACAAUAGCAAUACCGGCAGCAAUGUUCCCGCAGACACAUCUGCAAAGCGUCCCCUCAACACUCCGCCUUCUCCAGCCUCGUCCGUCAAGGCAGAGAAGAAAAUCAAGAGAGCCAAGAAACAGUUGUCCACGCCCGCUCAGACCGCCACAUUGGCUCCCCUGGCUCCCUUCGCGCCCUUGGCUCCAUUGAAACCUCUGAUGCCCUUGGCACCCUUGGCACCAUCAGCGCCUCUCUCGCCGCCCACAACUGCACACGAUGUCUUUAUCAAGCAGUCGCCCUCUCUCUCGCCCCGCAUCAUCGCGGCCUCACCGGCAACAACAGCAGCUGGAGGAGUAGUUAUCCGAAGACCAUCUAUCGUACCAGCACUCACCCCCCACGCGACGCGCUCGAAUCCUGUCCUCGUAAAGUCAACGCUGAUUCCUGAGGAGAAGCCCCAGUCAGAGGCCGCCAUGAGUGCACAGGCAAAGCGGCAAGAGCGCCUGAUUAAGAACCGUGCGGCAGCCUUGCUCUCUCGCAAGCGCAAGCGUGAGCACAUCAAUUUACUGGAGACCCACACCGAUCUCCUAAAGACAACGAACCAAGAUUUAACGGAACGCGUCUCGGAGCUCGAGGAGAACGUAAGGGUGUUGACGGUCGAGCGAGACACUGCUCGUGAGGAGCGCGACUCUGCCCGACAGGAGUGUGAACGUCUUCAUCGACAGAUCAAUGUCCUUGCGCACCGCCCGCAAUCAGACGCCUUCCGCAUGGAUAUGGAUCUGGAGCGCAAUAUUCGUCCUUCUGACUCGGAGCGUGGACUUAACUCUAAGGCAACGGGUGUCGUUUUUAUGAUUAUUCUCUUUUCAUUUGCAUUGUUCAACUUGCCCGGCGGCAAACUGGAGACACUCAUGGUCGGAGGCAGGUCCAUGGAUCGUCCAAGAAUUGGUUCAAGCAUCAUCGGAAGAGCUCUCGAUUCAUACACAAAGAACCCUACGAUUUCGGGACAAGUGCGCGACACCGCAUCAAACAAGCAGGAUCUGCACAACAUGACCGACUUGAUGGUCUUUUCGGACAACCGUGCGCUUCAGACUUGGUUGGGACAUCAGCCCGUGAGCAUUCCCAAGAAGGCACCAGUGACUACACCCAUUACUUCAACUCCAGCUAUUGACAAGGAGAUCAUCAACGAGACCUUGCCGGUUUCCGAAAGCGAGAACACCAAGAGCGUCGGAUUUCUUGCUCAGAACCACGAGCCCUUGGCGUGGACUCGUCCGGAUGCCUCUCAGGAGAUGAAUGAACCUGACCGCGAUGCCUGGCUCUAUUGCUCGAACCUUCUCUAUUCACUCCGCUCCUCGGGUGUAUCCAGAGCUGCUGGUCCAGCUCAGGCGACGAACGGUGAAAUUCGUCGUCCUCGCCUUUCGUUCAUUUCGCCGCUUGAUGGUGUUAUCGGAUCCAGUGCUACCGAGGAAAAGAACCAGUUGCCCCCGUGGAUGCCCAACCCCAACCCGACUGAUAGCGAAUCCGAGCAGCGAUAUCUUCGCUUGGAUGUGGAGGUGACUUCCUCGCGCGUCGUCAGUGGCAAAGGUUUAGGCGAUCACGAGCAGGUGAUUCGGUUCCCCUUGAUGCCCGUCGGUGUCUUCGACAACUUGACCACUAGCCUCGCACCUUCCAAGGCCGCCGUAGCGACACCUAUCUCCACAGCCAUCAGAUCGUCACACGAACGCAAGAAACCUCUCCACCAGGUUCGAUCCAGUCGAAUCAACGCGCAAGGAGGCGUCGUCAAGACCCGCCGCAUCUACGACACUGAGGAUCAACUUCUUCGAGCAGCAGCAGCAGCAUCACGAUCGGAAAGAGUAAUGCAUCUGGCCCCGAUUAAGGAGGAGCCCAUGGAGGUUUACAUCAAAGAGGAACCCAUGGACUGAGGCAUCCCUCCUCCGCCAGUUCAUCCGGAAGAAUAAUCGCCGCCGCGAGGUGGUAACCGAAAGAUCAUGAAAAAAAGAGUACGGAUGAGCAAACAUACUAAUGGAAGGUAUAGCGCCUGGCAAGCGCUGAAAGCAAACAGUAUCUAAAAAUGAGAUAUACUUGUAGCAAAGAAUCAUUUUUACAAUAAACAUACCAUCGAUACCCCCCCCCCCCC
This is a messenger RNA of Gamsiella multidivaricata, 2985 nucleotides long. RefSeq lists its product as uncharacterized. Gene Ontology annotation, molecular function: RNA polymerase II cis-regulatory region sequence-specific DNA binding; DNA-binding transcription factor activity, RNA polymerase II-specific. The coding region runs from base 413 to 2770 and encodes 785 amino acids. NCBI's taxonomy places the organism in Eukaryota, Fungi, Mortierellomycota, Mortierellomycetes, Mortierellales, Mortierellaceae. Gene Ontology annotation, biological process: endoplasmic reticulum unfolded protein response; regulation of transcription by RNA polymerase II. The transcript has 3 exons. Gene Ontology annotation, cellular component: nucleus. The record is from RefSeq and is a predicted model, not a curated record.